AUGGCCCAGCGCGUCCGGAGCGAGAAAGGGCGCAAGCGCGCGGGGCGGCCGCGGCACAAGGCGGUCGUGCGCCGCCUGCCGCCGCACCUGCCGGAAGAUGUAUUUUGGGAGAGCGUCGCGCCGUGGGUGCGUGGCGCGGGAAACGCGCGCGAGGCGAGCGACGACGCGCCCGCGACGGUCGACUAUGCGGUGUAUGUGCCCGGCACCAAGAGCGGCGAGCAUGCCUCCUGGUCUACGGCAUAUAUGCGCUUCCUAAACACCCCUGCACUGCUCACAUUCUAUAAGGAAUUCGAAGGACACAUGUACAAAGACAAGAAGGGCGCCGAGUACGUCGCGGCCGUAGAGUACGCCCCGAUCCAGCUCGCGCCGAGCGGGCGCAAGGGGCCCGCGGAUACCCAGUCUGGCACGAUCGAGAAGAUGCCGGAGUACAAGGCGUUUGUCGCAUCGCUCGAGCAGGCGCCGGCCGCGGCCGAGCCCGAGGCGGAGGUCGUGCAGGACACCACGCCGCUGCUCGACUACUUGCAAAAGAAGCAGGCGGAUGAUGCGGCGCGUGCGCGCAAGCAGCGCGAGGCGGCCAAGGCGAAAAAGAAGGGCAAGCCCGAGAUGGACAAGGUCGUCAUUUUGAAGCCCGUGCGCAAGGACGACGAGCCGCCGGCGCAGGGGCCGCCCCCGCCCGCUUCCCAGCCCCCGCCCGCUCCCAAGGCCCCCGCAAAAUCCAAAGCCAAGGGAAGCAAGGACAAGGACCCGAAACCCAGAGACCCGAAACCCAAGGACCCGAAACUCCGGGACCCCAAAAAGGGCCCCAAACCUAAAGACCCGCCCAUGCCCCCCAAGCCCAAGCCCGAGGACGGGGCGAAUCCCCAGGCGAAGCCGACCCACCCCGGGGUGAUUGCCAUCCCCGAGGCACAUAACCCCUCGCCCACGCCCGGGCGCGGCGCCCCCGCGGCCGCCGCGGCCGCGGACGUGGGCGAGGGCGGGGACGUAGCCACGUGGCUCUCCCCAUGCCACGAUCCUCCGUGGGCCCCUGGGAUGGAGGGCGUGCACGCAGCCAAUGUAGACCAGAUGGACGCCCUGCAGGUCGAGGCGAUGCUCUUUGGCGUUGCUGAGCCGCAGGGCGCGGAAAUACCCACACGAUUCUGCCGGAUCUGCCUCGAAGGCGAGGUUGACGCGUGCGAUCGGCUCCUGAGCCCCUGCCGCUGCAAAGGCACGGUGCAGUACGUGCACGCCUCGUGCCUUGACCGCUGGCGCGUCUUUUCGACGCGGAUGCACUCUGCAGUGCGCUGCGACCAGUGCGCGACCGAGUACCGCUUCAAGCCGACGGUGUGGAUGCGGGUGCUCACCUCGCGCGCGCUCCUCUUUGUGGCCAGCGUCGUGCUCUUUUUGGUGGCGGUGUGGCUCACUGGGCUGCUCGGCGGCCAGAUGAUGGGGCGGUACCAGCCCGAGCUCUUCCAGGAGACGCACCCGUAUGUCGUGCAGACGGCGAGCUACCAGCCGACGCCGGAGCACGUUCCCCAUCGCCUGCGCAUGCUUGCGAGCGAGCAGCGCAUGUCGUACGAGUCGGCGAGCAGCCUCUCGAGCUUUUGGGAGUACAUGCUGGGCCCCGCGGACGACGACAAUUGGACCGACGACGACCUCGCCGAGGCGGAGACGAACGCACACAUGUACUCGCUCGGCAUCUUUCAGCCGUCGGUCCUCGUGCAGCUCGUGCAGGGCAUGCUGCAGCGCAUGCUCGAGUUGGCCACGGGAUGCAUCCCGUUCCGCGACGCGCCGCACCUAUUUGUCCUGCGCCACACUUCGACGACGCACGUCGGCCUCGGCGAGGGCGCGUUUGCGCCGCCGGUGCGCUUCGCCUUGACGCACAGCGAGCGGCUCUUGUGGCACGUCUCGCUCGGGCUCGCGCUGCUCGGCAUCACGUCGGUAUUCAACGUGCUGCUCGCCGCGUCGAUCGUCGGGCCGUUCCGGCUCGGGGCGCCGUUCUCGGUCGUGGGGUACUCGGUGCACCCCGCGGCGAGUGGCGCACUGGCCCAUGCGCGCAUCGUGUGGGAAAGCGUCAAUAUCCCGGGAAUGCUUCUGCUCGUCGCGGUGCUGUGGGGCAUCGUUCGCACCUAUCUCCUGUUUUACCGGAGCGUGCACAUGAGUGCGCGCCUCUUUCUCGCUCACAUGCCGAUGAGCAUCAUUGAUUACGACGACCGACAGCCGGCCCUCGGGCUUACACACCUGCCCGAGGCCGAAGCAGACGAGCUGCAGGCCGCGCCGCUGCACGCUGCUGCCUACGGCGUGGUAUGGGGUACGCGGCUUGCGCGGGCAGCCGCAGGGCCGGCUUUUGGUAUGAACAACCCAUUCUCGGCAUGGGUCUUGGCACGCGUUGGUAUGUAG
Malassezia japonica is the source of this 2376-nucleotide messenger RNA. RefSeq lists its product as uncharacterized. The record is from RefSeq and is a predicted model, not a curated record. The transcript is spliced from 2 exons. Bases 1 to 2376 code for a protein of 791 amino acids. Gene Ontology annotation, biological process: nuclear-transcribed mRNA catabolic process, nonsense-mediated decay; positive regulation of translation. Gene Ontology annotation, cellular component: nucleolus; cytoplasm. NCBI's taxonomy places the organism in Eukaryota, Fungi, Basidiomycota, Malasseziomycetes, Malasseziales, Malasseziaceae. Gene Ontology annotation, molecular function: zinc ion binding; mRNA binding.